GCGGCGCGGGGCGCUGCGCGCGGGCGCUGCGCGGUCAGUGCGUGCCCCGCCGCCCGCCAGCCAUGUCGCGACAGAGCCCUCAGGAGGAGAACCUGCAGGGGUCCUGGGUGGAGCUGCACUUCAGCAGCAAUGGCAGCUGCAGCGGCAGCUCUGUGUCUGGGGGGAGCCAGGAGCAGGUGCCAGCCUCGCUCUCCAUCCACAACGGGGACAUGGAGAAGAUCCUGCUGGACGCCCAGCACGAGUCGGGCAGGAGCAGCUCCAGGGAGAGCUCGCACUGUGACAGCCCUCCUCGCUCCCAGACCCCCCAGGACAGCCACAGAGCUCUGGAGAUAGAGAGCCACAGCAGUGGGGAGAAGAACAGCUUCCAGUCCGAGGAGGAUUUCCUGGAGAGGAGGAGGGAGGUGGAGCGGCUGCUGAGGAAGAACGCGGAUUGGAUCUGGGACUGGUCCAGCCGGCCCGAGAACAUCCCCCCCAAGGAGUUCCUCUUCAAGCACCCCCGGCGCACGGCCACGCUCAGCAUGAGGAACACCAGCGUCAUGAAGAAAGGGGGGAUAUUCUCUGCAGAAUUCCUGAAGGUGUUCCUCCCAUCCCUGCUGCUCUCUCACCUGCUGGCCAUUGGACUGGGCAUUUACAUCGGGAGGCGCCUGACCACCACGGCCUCCAGCAGCUCCUUUUAGAGGCGGCCGCGAUGGGCGAGCGGAGCGCGGCGGACUCGGCUGGAGCGCGGGAGCGCGCAGGAGGGGAGCUGCGUGGCGCCGUCCCGUCCGUGUGUGUGUCCUGUCCGUGUCCUGUUUUACUUUAGUCUAAACAUGGGAAGGGAGACGCCGGAGCCCCCGUGUCACAUAGAGCCUUCUGGAUCAAUCCCUGCUGGAUCAACCCCUAGAGCACGUGGCAGACGCUGUAAUGCCCCUUAGUGCUUUGUAGUGAAGUACCUGAGAAUUAGAGCAGCUCGUGUUGAGAUCGGUGCCAGCCGUGCCCGUCCCGCCCGCUCCCGUGCCCGCGGUGGGAAUGUCGCUGCUGCUCCUGCAGUCCCCGCGGGGAGGGAGGAGCCCGCACUGAGAGUGGCCUUAGGGAUGGAGCCGGGAGGUCCCGGGGGCUGUCACCGCCCCGGGGCACAGCUUCUCUGGUAGUUAGUUGUUGCUUAGUUCACGUCGGUGGAAGGUGUAUGGUGUUGAGACACAGGGGGAAGAGAGGAGCACGUGGGUAAAACUCUUAUCAGUUUGUCUUAGUUCAGAGGUAGAAUUUGGAUUUAGUGCCUACUAACAGCUGCUUUUGCCAGGACAUUUAUUUAACCCCUAGCAGUUAGUCCAGGUUCUCUGCUGUACCUACUGCCGGCUGUCGCUUCACAGGCUUUACCUGUCCCACAGAAAUCUGCACCUGACCCCGGCCCUGGGCACGUGAACCACAGGGUGGCUUCUUGGUUUUUACUGAUGUAAUGCCUUUCCCUUCAGUGAUUUUACCUUAUUUAAUGAGAAAAUGAAUGUUUGCCAAAAUACCGUGUUUUAUAUAUUUAAAUAAAAAGGUUCCUGGUGAA
This is a messenger RNA of Hirundo rustica (Barn swallow), 1534 nucleotides long. RefSeq names its product BCL2 interacting protein 3 (gene BNIP3). The record is from RefSeq and is a predicted model, not a curated record. Gene Ontology annotation, biological process: positive regulation of apoptotic process; mitochondrial outer membrane permeabilization. The transcript is spliced from 6 exons. Gene Ontology annotation, cellular component: mitochondrial envelope; mitochondrial outer membrane; nucleus. Bases 63 to 677 code for a protein of 204 amino acids. NCBI's taxonomy places the organism in Eukaryota, Metazoa, Chordata, Aves, Passeriformes, Hirundinidae.